ACAUUGUCCACCCACACAGAUCCCGGUGUAGCCAAGGAUGCCUGGCGCAACUGGCCGCAAAACCAAGUCACAAUGACGCACACAGCAGUACAACCUACAGCAGAGUGCAGCCAGCCGUGCAACACAUCAGAUUAUUAUAAUACACCCCCCCCACCAAUUAUUAGCCUCUACAGGCGUAUCUUUAAUGCCUCUGACAGUAUAAAAGGCACAUGGCAUCCUAUCCCUCCUAGCAGUAUUCUAGUCUCAUAACGCAAAGAUGAUCGAGCCGACAAAUCCCCCCCCCCCCCCCCCCCCCC
This is a messenger RNA of Lasiosphaeria miniovina, 296 nucleotides long. RefSeq lists its product as uncharacterized. The record is from RefSeq and is a predicted model, not a curated record. Lineage: Eukaryota; Fungi; Ascomycota; Sordariomycetes; Sordariales; Lasiosphaeriaceae. The transcript has 2 exons. Bases 73 to 249 code for a protein of 58 amino acids.